This is a messenger RNA of Oncorhynchus kisutch (coho salmon), 2247 nucleotides long. RefSeq names its product relaxin-3 receptor 1-like. NCBI's taxonomy places the organism in Eukaryota, Metazoa, Chordata, Actinopteri, Salmoniformes, Salmonidae. The transcript is spliced from 2 exons. Gene Ontology annotation, molecular function: C-C chemokine receptor activity; C-C chemokine binding. Gene Ontology annotation, cellular component: external side of plasma membrane; membrane. Gene Ontology annotation, biological process: G protein-coupled receptor signaling pathway; calcium-mediated signaling; positive regulation of cytosolic calcium ion concentration. The record is from RefSeq and is a predicted model, not a curated record. Bases 407 to 1642 code for a protein of 411 amino acids.
UACCAGCGGGACAGUGUGAACUUAGGAACUGCAACGGGGAGGGACAGAUGCAAGGUUGCAGUCCAGUCUGCAUUAUGUUCAUCUGUUCAUAACUGUUCCACUGCUACAUUCAUACGCUGCUGAGGCAGGUGGUCUUUUCGGAUGGUGCCGUGCGUUGUCUCCAAAAGCGGACCUGUGGAACAUUAGCAUCCGAGCAACUGAAGCCCACUGAACUGAUUACCGUCCAUUCAAGUCAGGAAAUGGAGGACAAUCAAUAAAUGUACAUUAACUUGUCAUCGGACCAACCAGGAAUGACCUGUCUUUUACCAUUGUAAAAGCUUCUUCUUGACAGCUUCUUCUACACAGCCAUAAUUCAGAAUUCUUUCAACUGUUCUUUUGGGUGGGUUUUCUCCUGGCCACAUCCAAAAUGUCUGAGGCUGACUUCCAGAGACUUGAGAUGUUGUACCAGAUCCUGCACAAGGACCCCUCCUGCAACCAUUCCCACCUGACCUUCCAUAACACCAGCAUGGUAUACAAUCUGGACUUCCCUGGCGAUGGCUCCCACUGGCUGCGCGCCAUCAUCUCCGUGGUGUACUGUGCCGUGGCCACCGGCGGACUGCUGGGCAAUCUUCUCGUGCUGUACCUUCUCUGCUCCACCCGGACCAUCGUCAAGAGUGCCAUCAACUUCUUUGUGUUCAACCUGGCCCUGGCUGACUUGCUACUCUCCGUGGCGCUGCCGUUCUGGGCAGUAGACAUCACCCUGGACUACAACUGGCCUUUUGGUUUGGCCAUGUGCAAGGCCGUGUCCCUCCUGACGGGCCUCAAUGUCUACGCCAGUUGCUUCUUCCUGAUGGCCAUGAGCUUGACCCGCUACUGUUCAGUGGCUACUGCACUCAAGCCCGCUGCACCACUCGGUCACAAGCUUUGUGAUUCCCGGGUAACUACCGCACUUAUAUGGGCCGGGGCACUGGUGGCUGCUGCACCGCGUGCCGUGUUCGCCGAUCUCAACAGAGUAGGCAUGGCCAAUGACACUGCAUGUCUGCUCCGCUUCCCUAAAGGUACGAAUUGGCUGGCUGUCAACCAACUCCUGAGGCUUCUGUUUGGCUUCCUGUUGCCCUACUUCAUCAUGAUCCUCUCCUACCUGCUCCUGCUGCGCUUCCUCUGCCGGCACAAGCUGAACGGUGUCAACCCACAGCGACAGGCUCAUGUCUCCAAGUCCGUGGCAGUUGUGGUGCUCUCCUUCUGCACCUGCUGGUUCCCGUAUAACGUGCUAACUCUCUGGAGUGCGCUGAUCCAACUGGAUCUAACAGAAAUCAGUCCCUCCUACUACUUUGUCCAGACCUACCUCUUCCCCUUGGCCAACUGUCUGGCCUUCACCAGUUGCUGCCUCAACCCUGUCAUCUACUGCCUCAUUCGCAGGGAGUACCGCAAGGCCCUGCGCACCCUGGUCUUGAAGUCAAGUCUCGCAAUCGCUUCCAAAGCCUGCCUCUCGGCAGUCAACUCCAAUGAGGGCCAGAACCGCGAUGGACAGCUGGGCAUCCCGCUCAACAAUAUGGAAAGCCACACGGCCCAGUCUUACACCAAGAGGUCAGCACUGCCCUCUACCACUCUAUCGCUGGGUCCCAGUCCCAAGGGCCUCUGUCCACUCAAUGACCUCACCUGAGGAGGAUAUCGCUGAACCUCAGAAAUAGAUUAAUUAAAGCUUCAAUUCAAUUGUGUUGGUGUUUUCGCAUGGGUAUGACAAAGAUUUUUUUCCUUUACCAAAAACAAAGUUGUAUCUAUAUUAUGAGACAAAUGCCUUGUUGCCUUUUGCAUUAACACGACAAGGGUGUGGAUUUUUGUGAACAUCAUCAGGACAUUCCUUCUUAUUGGCAUUCAAAUUAUGCAUUGUGUUGUUUUCUAUAGUUUGUGGGAUCAUUUCUUAAAUUAAACUUAAUUAUUGCAAGGGAAAGCAAAUCAAAUUUCAAAUCAAAUUAGGAAACAAGUUAACAACUUGUUAUUGCAUCUUAUUUUGAGAUGGAGUGUAAAAUUAAUUAUUGAGACAAAAUCUUUAGGUAUUCAGCCCCCAAAAAACUGAAACGACACUAUAUAUAUAAAAGUAUGUGGACACCCCUUCAAAUUAGUGGAUUCGGCUAUUUCAGCCACACCUGUUACGGACAGCUGUAUAAAAAAUCGAGCACCCAGCCAUGCAAUCUCCAUAGACAAACAUUGGCUGUGGAAUGGCCUUACUGAAGAGCUCAGUGACUUUUAACGUGGCACUGUCAUAGG